Molecule: messenger RNA, 2021 nt
Organism: Alosa sapidissima (American shad)
Lineage: Eukaryota; Metazoa; Chordata; Actinopteri; Clupeiformes; Clupeidae
Product: citrate synthase, mitochondrial
Exons: 11
Coding region: 140-1546 (468 amino acids)
Biological process (GO): citrate metabolic process; carbohydrate metabolic process; tricarboxylic acid cycle
Cellular component (GO): mitochondrial matrix
Source: RefSeq, a predicted model, not a curated record
UCCCACCUUUGGGCCCUUGGUACCUUCUCUCAACCUUCAUCGCGGAUACCAACUCAGGAGGGGCACCUUCAGAAAGCACUGGGUGCAGUUGUUAAGUGGCUUAAUAUUUACCUACGUCGGCAUACCCCUCACAUUCACAAUGUCCCUACUGUCUGUAAGCAGGCUUGCGCCGAAGAUCCUGAAUUCAAAGAGUGCAGCUUGUGUCUUUGUGGCAGCAAGGAAUGCCUCUUCAUCAUCGAACCUGAAAGAUGUUCUGGCAGACCUAAUUCCUAAAGAACAGACACGCGUCAAGAACUUCAAACAACAGCAUGGCAAAACCAACAUCGGGCAGAUUACAGUGGACAUGGUGUAUGGUGGCAUGAGGGGAAUGAAGGGUCUGGUGUAUGAGACCUCAGUGCUGGACCCAGACGAGGGUAUCCGUUUCCGUGGCUACAGCAUUCCAGAAUGCCAGCAGCUGCUACCCAAAGCAGCAGGCGGGGCAGAGCCACUGCCUGAGGGCCUCUUCUGGCUUCUGGUGACUGGACAGGUGCCCUCCGAAGAACAGGCCAACUGGUUGUCCAAGGAGUGGGCCAAGAGGGCCGCCCUGCCCUCCCACGUGGUCACCAUGCUGGACAACUUUCCCACCAACCUGCACCCCAUGUCCCAGUUCAGCGCCGCCAUCACAGCCCUCAAUAGCGAGAGCAGCUUUGCACGCGCCUACUCCGAGGGAGUAAACAAGGCCAAGUACUGGGAGUUUGUGUACGAGGACUCCAUGGACUUGAUUGCCAAGCUGCCAUGUGUGGCUGCUAAGAUCUACCGCAACCUGUACCGCGAGGGCAGCAGCAUCGGCGCCAUUGACUCGGGCCUGGACUGGUCCCACAACUUUACCAACAUGUUGGGCUACACCGAUGCCCAGUUCACCGAGCUCAUGCGCCUGUACCUUACCAUCCACAGUGACCAUGAAGGAGGGAAUGUCAGUGCCCACACCAGCCAUCUGGUGGGCAGUGCCCUCUCCGACCCCUAUCUUUCGUUCAGCGCGGCCAUGAAUGGCCUGGCAGGACCUCUACACGGCCUCGCCAACCAGGAGGUGCUGGUGUGGCUGACGGCGCUGCAGAAGGAGAUGGGUGGCGAGGUGUCGGAUGAGAAGAUGAGGGACUACAUCUGGAACACGCUCAAGUCAGGAAGGGUGGUGCCAGGCUAUGGGCAUGCGGUGCUUAGGAAGACAGAUCCGCGGUACACGUGCCAGCGUGAGUUUGCCCUGAAGCACCUACCUAACGAUCCCAUGUUCAAGCUGGUGGCGCAGCUCUACAAGAUUGUGCCCAACGUCCUGCUGGAGCAGGGCAAGGCCAAGAACCCCUGGCCCAAUGUGGACGCCCACAGUGGAGUCCUGUUGCAGUACUAUGGCAUGACUGAGAUGAACUACUACACAGUGCUGUUCGGCGUGUCCCGCGCCCUGGGGGUCCUUGCCCAGCUGAUCUGGAGCCGAGCCCUGGGCUUCCCACUGGAGCGCCCCAAAUCCAUGAGCUCUGAUGGACUAAUGAAAUUGGUCGGAGCCAAGUCCGGCUAGAGGAGCCGGAGGAGGAGAUGGAGGAAGAUUGGGAAAAUGGAAGAGCUGAAAUUUGGGAUGGGGGAGAGAAGGGAGACUGGGGCUUGUUUUUCAAAAGGAGACCACAUCACUUUAAAGAACUCAAAAGAAGGGCCUUUACCACAGUUCCAACAGAUAGCUAACUUAUUGUUAACAGGGCAGUAGCUGAUGAUUACACAGACAGUUAGAGUAGAUCUGUUUGUUUUUGUGGUGUUUGGGUCUGGGGGGAGGGAAUAAGGGUAAUUAUUGAGGAAAUAUAGACUUUAACUUGGCAUAACAAAGCUAUUCAAAUGUACAGUUGACAUGUUGCUGUUUAAGUUGGGGCCCGGCAGGCGAAGACUAGUGUGGAUAACCAGUAAGGUAAUUUUAAGAUCUUUAAGGUGUAUGUUAAUGAACUGAGAAGUAUCCCGUUGGCCUUUUCAUCCCAGCUCCAGCUAAUAAUCAAAAAUGGCUGAUA